Molecule: messenger RNA, 1047 nt
Organism: Scheffersomyces coipomensis
Lineage: Eukaryota; Fungi; Ascomycota; Pichiomycetes; Serinales; Debaryomycetaceae
Gene: ADO1
Product: adenosine kinase
Exons: 1
Coding region: 1-1047 (348 amino acids)
Biological process (GO): purine nucleobase metabolic process; purine ribonucleoside salvage
Cellular component (GO): cytosol; nucleus
Molecular function (GO): adenosine kinase activity
Source: RefSeq, a predicted model, not a curated record
AUGUCUUACAAAUUAGUAGCCUUAGGUAACCCAUUAUUGGAUUUACAAACCAACGUCGACGCUGAAUACUUGAAAAAGUACGACUUAAAAGAUAAUGAUGCCAUCUUAGCUGAAGACAAACAUGCUCCAAUUUAUCAAGAAGUUUUAGGUAAACAAGAUUUACACUUACUUGCUGGUGGUGCUGCUCAAAACACUGCUAGAGGUGCUCAAUAUAUCUUACCUGCUGAUUCCGUUGUCUAUUUCGGUUCUGUUGGUAAAGAUGUUUACGCUGAAAAAUUAGUUGAAGCUAAUAAGAAAUAUGGUUUAAGAACUGAAUAUCAAAUUCAAGAUGAUAUUCCAACUGGUAAAUGUGCUGCUUUAAUUAAUGGUGCUCAUAGAUGUUUAGUUACUGAUUUAGGGGCUGCUAAUCAUUUUACUGCUUCUCAUUUCGAUAAACCAGAAAAUUGGAAAUUUGUUGAAAAUGCUUCUCAUUAUUAUAUUGGUGGUUUCCAUUUAACUGUUUCUCCAGAAGCUAUUGUUAAAUUAGGUAAACAUGCUGCUGAAAAUAAUAAAGUUUUCGCUUUAAAUUUCUCUGCUCCAUUCAUUGCUCAAUUCUUUAAAGAUCCUUUAGAUGCUGCUUUACCUUAUGUUGAUUUUGUUAUUGCUAAUGAAUCUGAAGCUGAAGCUUAUGCUGAAUCUCAUAAAUUAGAUGUUGAUCCAAAGGAUGUGGUUGCUAUUGCUAAAGAAGUGGCCAAAUUACCAAAGAUUAACACCAAGAGACCAAGAACUGUUGUUUUCACUCAAGGUACUCAACCAACUGUUACUGUUACUUAUAAUCCAGAAACUGAAGAUUAUGAAGUUCAAGCUUUCAACGUUAGAGAAUUAGCUUCUGAAAAAGUAGUUGAUACUAAUGGUGCUGGUGAUGCUUUUGCUGCUGGUUUCGUUGCUGCUUUAGUCGAAGGUAAAUCCACUGCUAAAGCUGUUGAUGUUGGUCAAUGGGCUGCUGCUUUAUCCAUCCAAGAAGUUGGUCCAUCCUUCCCAUUCCCAAAGCAAACUUACAGUGCUUAA